ACCUACUCUUGGUCCGAUUUUACUCUCGGUCCGAUUGCACUCUUGAGUUCGACUUCUGAAUCGUACCGGGAUUCCUCUUAUCAUUUCAUUACUUAAUGUAUAUUAAUCUUCCAUUUGUGACGGCUGAAAAAAAGUAUUUAUUGCAUGACAUCGGGAUGGGACUGCUAUGGGAUGGAGUUAUUCUUCUUUCUUUCUUUCGUUUAUUUUUUAUUGUUUUAUAUGAUCAUCAUGGGAUACCCGGAAAAACCAAUCCAACUCCACUUCACCACAUUCAUAAAAUCCAGCUUCCAAUUUCCAAGUUUAAUCUAAUCCAUAAAAUCUUCCAAGAGAAACGUCUCGAGUCUUUGACAGGUGAAACCCAACAAAACCCAGUAGCUACCAGCUAGUACGACACAGGUUUGGACCCACACGGGCCCC
Aspergillus campestris IBT 28561 is the source of this 417-nucleotide messenger RNA. RefSeq lists its product as uncharacterized. The transcript has a single exon. NCBI's taxonomy places the organism in Eukaryota, Fungi, Ascomycota, Eurotiomycetes, Eurotiales, Aspergillaceae. The record is from RefSeq and is a predicted model, not a curated record. Bases 96 to 386 code for a protein of 96 amino acids.